This is a messenger RNA of Mugil cephalus (flathead mullet), 4340 nucleotides long. RefSeq names its product ganglioside induced differentiation associated protein 2 (gene gdap2). The record is from RefSeq and is a predicted model, not a curated record. NCBI's taxonomy places the organism in Eukaryota, Metazoa, Chordata, Actinopteri, Mugiliformes, Mugilidae. The transcript is spliced from 14 exons. The coding region runs from base 238 to 1734 and encodes 498 amino acids.
GUUGCGGUCAGACAACAAUCAGCUCUUAGCAUGUUUGUGUGUGUGUAAACCUGAGCAAUUAACAGUUUUAAACUUAUUUUUUGGCAGCUUUAGCUUCUAAUACGAGAACUCAGAGGAUCGAGGACGGAUUUUGAGUGUAUGUCUUCUCCUUUUUUUAUAUUUUUCACGUCUUCGUCGGGCUGGAGGAAACAUAUUGGCUAGCCCCAGAUCCUGUGUGAGCUCGUAGUGCCAGAGGGGAUGGAUCCUCUGGGCGCUCGCUCCCAGUUCGUGGACAUCCAGACUCUCCCCACGUGGCAGCAGCAGCAGCCGGGCGAGGACGGGGAGGCGCCGCCGCCGCUGCUGGACCGCAGCGACAGCCUGUUCAACGACCAGGCCUUCCCCUCGCCCUUCCCCUUCAGGCCGGACAUCAACUGCAAGAUCAUCCUCUUCACCGGCGACGUGGCCCUGCUGAAUUGCACCGCCAUCGUGAACACCAGCAACGAGUCGCUCAACGACAAGAACCCGGUCUCCGACACCAUCCAUCAGCUGGCGGGUCCCGAGCUCCGAGACGAGCUGCUCAAACUCAAAGGAUGUCGGACUGGAGAGGCGAAGUUGACCAAAGGUUUCAACCUGGCGGCGCGCUUCAUCAUCCACACGGUGGGACCAAAGUACAAAGCCAAGUACAGGACGGCGGCAGAGAGCUCGUUAUACAGCUGCUACAGGAACAUCAUGCAGCAGGCAGCAGAGCAGUCGAUGACGUCCGUGGGCUUCUGUGUGGUGAGCACGGCCAAAAGAGGUUACCCACUGGAGGAUGCCACACACAUCGCUUUCAGAACAGUGCGCAGGUUCCUGGAGAAACAUGGGAACAGCAUUGAGACGGUGGUGUUCGCAGUGUCGGACACAGAAGAGCCGGUGUAUAAGAAGCUGCUGCCUCUGUACUACCCCCGCUCUGAGGAGGAGGAGAGGGCCUGCCUGCCUCUCAUCCCAGCUGACAUUGGCAACUCUGAGGGUGAACCCGUCGUCCCCGAGAGACAGAUCCGCAUCGCUGAGAAGCCAGGCACACUGGAAGAUGAUUGUGAGGAGGAGAACCUGGACUCUGAUCUGGGUCAGGUGGGGAAUCACGCCUUCGCGCGGAUGGAGGGAGACGUGGACAAACAGCGGAAACUGAUCUUACAAGGCCAGAUGUCUGAGGCUGCUUUACAGAAACAACACCAGAGAAACUACGGUCGCUGGCUGUGUCGAGCGAGAGCAGAGGACCUGUCCGACAUCGCCGCUCUGAAGGCUUUAUAUCAAACUGGUGUGGACAUGUGUGGGAGGACAGUCAUGGUUGUGGUUGGACGAAACAUUCCAGUGACGCUCAUCGACAUCGAAAAGGCUCUGUUGUACUUCAUCCAUGUGAUGGAUCACAUCACCGUGAAGGAAUAUGUGAUGGUUUACUUCCACACACUGACCGGAGAGCACAACCAUCUGGACUCCGAGUUCCUCAAGAACCUCUACGACAUCGUUGACACCAAGUUUAAGAAGAAUUUGAAGGCCUUCUACUUUGUACAUCCAACAUUUCGUUCUAAGUUCUCAACGUGGUUCUUCACCACGUUCAGCGUGUCUGGCUUGAAGGAGAAGGUCCGUUACCUGGACAGCCUGCAGCAGCUCUUCACCUGCAUCAAACCCGAGCAGAUCGACAUCCCUCCCUUCGUCCUGGAGUACGAUGCACGAGUGAAUGGACCUUACCAGUCCUCAGACACGUCCAGGCUGUGACAGGAGACGAGGACAUUCAUGGACACAUUCAUGGACAUGGUGUUGCCCGUGUGGUCUGAACUCCUAACCCUCCUCCUCCUCCUCCUCCUCCUCCUCCUCCUCUUUAAGGCGCCGGACCACAGUGGGCAAACUCUCCUUUUGUUCUGCUGCUGCUGCCAAAAAAAAAAAACGACGACAAAAAAAAAAAAAAAAAAAAUUAACGGAGGGUAGCUGACAUUUAGCGCUACGUGGCCAGACUCGCUCACCACAGACUAUUCGCGGAGCUGCUAUGGUUUCUGGAUUACGCCUUACACCGAGAGCUCUGAUUCAGCAGUUUUUCCCCCCCCGAUACUAAAUAUGAAGUAUCAUGACACGAAGCUCAAAGCCUCUUCCAUCGUGUGGUCACGUCCAGCGUCCUCGACUCACAAAAUCUGAAUAUCUAAAUCUGGAGCCAGACGGGGGGAACAUCACAUCUCUCUGGAUUUCCACACCAUUUCGUUGUGUCUAAUUAAGUAUAAUUCAGAAUUUGGAAAUUCCCACCUGCUGGUACGUUGUAAUAACAGACUCUGUUUCCCUCCAGACGGUAAAUUUAGAAGCUUGAAAGUUUCUGGUCCUUUUAUUAAAACAAUCAUUAUAUAAAAAAAAUUUAAAAAAUGAGAAGAUUAAUACCUCUCAUCAUGUAUUUGGGUUUAAAUAUGAAGCUACAGCUACAUUACAUGGUUAGCUUAGCAUAACAGUGGAAAUAAGGACGAGUUUGUUUCUGUGUUUUUAGUUUAGUUUAGGGUUUUCUCACCUUUAAUGAGCUGUACCUUCACAUUACAACACACACAUAUGAGAGUGGGAUCUGAUCUAUCUCCAUCUUCUCGUCUACUUCUGGUUUGACUGUUUUGCACUCGUCUUUUCUCUUGUCUCCACCGACAUCGUCAUCUCUUCAACUAUUAAUCGAUUCAAUCAGCUCCUACACAUUUAAUCUGCAGUUAUUUUGUUUUUGUUUACACCUGAAGCAAAAGGCAACCGGCUUCAAAUGUGAAAAUCAUUAUCUCUUUUCCUGCUUCAUAUUUUUAUAAAUUGAAUAAUUCAAAAAAAAAAUAGCUGUUAGCUAUUUUGGCUCUAUAAAUGAAUAAAUAAACCGAUUAAUUUAAAAUAAAUAAAAGAGACGGUGUACAGAUAAUGACAUUCUCCUUCUCGGCUGUUUACGGUUCUUUCUUUUUUUUUUUUUUUUAAAGCCAAAACUGAACUAUGAAGAGGAAAAGUAGCAGAUUUUCUUUUUCUUUUCUUUUCUUUUCUUUUUUUUGCCAAUUGAGCCGAUAUUUAUGCCUGAUCCAGAAGACUUGCCGACCAGACCGGAGUGGGUUUAACCCGACUGUUUAAAGCUUUAACCAGUCUUUAUGUAGCAGGGUUCAUCCGUCUAGCAACACUAUCACAAAACCUGUAGAUUUUAGACUCAGUCCUGUCUGCUGUCAAUCCACACAUUCUGAUUUCUGUUGUGUUUUCAUAUCAUGAACCUUCUUCAUCAUGUGGCUAUGUUUGCAUGGACUCUAAUUAUAAUAAUCAUAAUAAUAAUAAUAAUGAUCCUCAUAAAACUACUGACCUGAUCAGAAUUUUCAGUUUCAACCAAUUGUUCACUAGGAAAAUAUCAUCUCCUAACGAUGUCGAUAUUUUCUCUCUGGUUGGAAUAAAUCCAUGUUAAUUCUUUCUGGGCGAGUUGGCUGCAUGUAAACAUAAAGUGACAAAAUUCCUGAGGUAACAAAACAAACCAGAACAAUCAGCAUCGACGGUAGAAGGUAGCAGAAAAAAACAAAAAUGAUCUACUUAUCACUCGACUUCUAGCUCUGCUUUUGGUCUCCACCAACAAAAAACUGUAAAUUUACGGGAUGAAUUUCAAUAAACAACUUUUUCUAUUACAUUUCCUGCAGAUCCAACACUCCACAGCAGGAGAACCAAAAGUUGAGAGAUUUUAUUUGGUGAACACAUUCCAGAUCAGAUCAUUUAAUUUAGUGUCCAUGUAAAGAGUUAAACUGGAUUUAAGUUUUAAUUUGGAAUCAGGUGGCUUGAAGUGAAGUGUCGUCCAUGUAAACGUAGCCACAGACGCAUAACUUGACACUAUGAUACAGAUGGAAAAUGAACUACGAGGCUUCAGAAAUUGUAACUUACAUGUUGGAUUUUGUAGAUUUGUGCGUCCGUGGCCGCUGUCGUUUGUUUUCAAAUCACUGUGUAAAGAAAAUAAAGUGAAAUUGAAGUAAAUAAUGUGAAUCAACUAUGAGGUUACAACGUUUAGAGAAAGUGAUUGAUUUUGCAAGUUUUCUCAUCUCCACUGACAUUUUAUUUUCAUUCACAAAAACAAACAAUGAUUUGUCAAAUGUGUCAAAACAGUGUUUUUCUUCCACUAUGAACCAGAAUCCUGACUUCAUUAGCAUGAAGGUUAUUGUCCGAACUGUGACUGUUUCCGAAUGUAUAAAAUGAGCCAAAUCUUUCACUUCCUGGAAAUGUACAGAACCUUCUUCUCUAUGUAUAAUUUCCAACGUGAUGAAGAAGUGUGUAGAUGGUUAUAGACAUUAACAGGAAGUGGCUUCAAUGGUGGUCACUAUUUUUUUUUUACACCGAUUAAAAGACGUUUGUUUUCUCUG